Messenger RNA from Salvelinus fontinalis (brook trout), 2791 nucleotides. RefSeq names its product prolactin-releasing peptide receptor-like. Bases 101 to 1255 code for a protein of 384 amino acids. Gene Ontology annotation, molecular function: neuropeptide binding; neuropeptide Y receptor activity. NCBI's taxonomy places the organism in Eukaryota, Metazoa, Chordata, Actinopteri, Salmoniformes, Salmonidae. Gene Ontology annotation, biological process: G protein-coupled receptor signaling pathway. The transcript is spliced from 2 exons. Gene Ontology annotation, cellular component: plasma membrane; neuron projection. The record is from RefSeq and is a predicted model, not a curated record.
UAAGUAGACCUGGCUACAUCAGAAACAAGAGGACUGAUAAGCUAAGCUUCCGCUUUCUUUUUUCUCUCUAGGCACCUCUUACCCUUUCUCCAGUGCUGUGAUGGAGGGCAGUGGCAGUGGAUUGACUGUAGAGCUGGCCUCCCCUGGGCCGUGUGUGGCCGGCAUGGAGGGGAACACCAGUGGGCAGGUGUUUGAGGUGGCGCUGCAGAACAGCUCCUCGUCCAAACGUAGCCCUCAGUUUGUGGGGGUGGAGCUGCUGAAGUCCUUCAAGCUGCUCAUCAUCCCCUGCUACAUCCUGGUGGUGCUGAUCGGGGUGUUCGGCAACUACCUGCUGCUCUACGUCAUCUGCCACACCCGUAAGAUGCACAACAUAACUAACUUCUUCAUUGGAAACCUGGCCUUCUCCGACAUGCUGAUGUGUGCCACCUGUGUCCCCUUCACCUUGGCCUAUGCCUUCAACCCCCGCGGCUGGGUUUUUGGGAGGUUCAUGUGCUACCUGGUUUACCUCAUCCAACCAGUGACCGUCUAUGUGUCUGUCUUCACUCUCACUGCUAUUGGUGUUGACAGGUACUAUGCCACAGUUCACCCUCUGAAGAAGCGGAUCUCAGUGCUGGCGUGUACUUACCUCCUAUCUGGGAUCUGGCUGCUCUCCUGUGGGCUUGUGGCCCCGGCCGUGGCCCACACCUACCAUGUGGAGUUCAAGAAUGACGGCUUUACCAUCUGUGAGGAGUUCUGGAUGGGCAAGAAGAGAGAGAGGUUGGCCUACGCAUACAGCACACUUUUCAUGACCUACGUCCUGCCUCUGUCUGCCCUCUGCAUCUCUUACCUCUGCAUCUCUGUCAAGCUCCGUAACUGUGUGGUGCCUGGCCACCGCACCCAGAGCCAGGCCGAGGCCCAGCGAACCCGCAAGCGCAAGACCUUCCGUCUGAUCACCCUGGUGGUGGCGGCUUUCGGCGUGUGCUGGAUGCCCAUCAGUGUGUUCAACGUGCUGCGGGACAUUGACAUUGACCUGAUCGACAAGCGCUACUUCCUGCUCAUCCAGCUGCUGUGCCACUUGUGUGCCAUGAGCUCGUCCUGCUGUAACCCUUUCCUGUAUGCCUGGCUACAUAACCGCUUUCGCGCCGAGCUGCGCAAGAUGUUCACCUGCCACCGCCGUAUCGGCAUCCCUGCCAACAACUGUGCCACAAACAGCGUGAACCCCUUCAUCCCACCCUCCCACCCACCCGCACAGGAUGUGUUCAGAGAAUGGUCUUGAAACCAGCUGAAAGAUUUUUGGUCAGGGUUUUUGUACUGUAAGAUAAGAUGGUAAAACUAUUACUUUUGUUUUUCAAAAAGUUGAUUCUUCUGACCCCACUCCCGCUGUUUCUCAUGCCCAAUUAAUACAUAUUUUGUGAAAAGUAAUGUACAUUUCUGCACAAGAUCAUUAAGUGGUUGCACAAGUGCAACAAACUGUGCCACAAACAAGAGUGCUGCAAAAAAGUAACCUGCAUUUGAAGUGUUCUUAGACAUGUUGAAACAUCAGAAGUUGAUUGAUCAUGAUGGACAUCUUCGGUGUACAUUAUGCUGUUUAUAUAAGCAUUAUCUUUAUUGUACAGUGUGUUCCCAUAUGAUGCAUACAAAGUGAUGGUUUAAUAAUAGAAGAUGCUUUUGGCUUGGUUUUUGCUUGAUUUCAAAAGCCUCUACAACCUCAAGGUUGUGACUGACAGGUGAUGCACAUUACCAGAUGGGAUCACAGCUACCAACUUCACAGAAGAGGGUCCUGGCUUGGUGACAAAGAUGAUAGCUUCAGUCUCUCAACAACUGACAAAAAUUAAACACAUUUGGUCAUGUCAAAAAAUAUUGAAAUUGGUUCCAUUUAACCUGUUUUCCAUUUUUGACAAGUUGCAAGUUAAAACACAGUUUUACUUUCUGUGACAGAAAUUGCUGCAUCAUGCAUGUUACAUCUUUGUAAAUGUAAUGAAGUAUACUGAACAAAAACAAACGCAACAUGCAACAAUUUCCAAGAUUUUACUGUGUGAACUUUUUUGUGAACUUUACAGUUCACAUAAGGAAAUCAGUCAAUUGAAAUAAAUUCAUUAGGCCCGAAUCUAUGGAUUUCACAUGACUGGGAAUAAAGAUAUGCAUCUGUUUCCUUAAAAAAAAAAGUAGGGGCGUGGAUCAGAAAACUAGUCAGUAUCUGGUGUGACCACCAUUUGCCUCAUGCAGUCCAACACAUCUCCUUCACAUAGAGUUGAUCAGGCUAUUGAUUGUGGCCUGUGGAAUGUUGUCCCACUCCUCUUCAAUAAAUGUGCGAAGUUGCUAGACACUGGCGGGAACUAGAACACUGUCGUACACGUUGAUCCAGAGCAUGCCAAACAUGCUCAACGGGUGACAUGUCUGGUGAGUAUGCAGGCCAUGGAAGAACUGGGACAUUUUCAGCUUCCAGGAAUUAUAUACAGAUCGGGUGCUCCCGAGUGACGCAGCGAUCUAAGUGCAUCUCAGUGCAAGAGGCGUCACUACAGUCCCUGUUUCAAAUCCAGGCUGUAUCACAUCUGGCCGUGAUUGGGAGUCCCAUAGGGUGGCGCACAAUGGACCCAGCGUUGUCCGGGUUUGGCCGGGGUAGGCCGUCAUUGUAAAUAAGAAUGUAUUCUUAACUGACUUGUCUAGUUAAAUAAAGGUGAUAUAAAAAAAUACAGAUCCUUGCAAAAUUGUGUUCGGUGACAAAACUGCACAUUGUAGAGUGGCCUUUUAUUGUCCCGGGAACAAGGUGCACCUGUGUAAUAAUAAUGCAGUUGUGAUUUUAGCAUGUACA